UCACUGCCUCCCGGUCCGCGCUUAGAAUGUUUGUGUAGUAAAAGAUAAAAUCGGCUUAGUCCACGUACGUUUUUUGGGUGGUUCUAAUUAAAUUAGUAGUGAGUUGGAAGAACGGAGCAUUUUGGAUUUGGAUUGGGAUCUGGAUUUUUAAAACUUUUAAUGCAUAAAGUAUAAAAUGAGCGGUAUUACGAUAGCUUUGUGUGGCUUCAUUGCCAUGUGUACGUAUCUGGUAACAGUGCGAAUGAUUCCACGAUUCAAAGAUAUGUUUAUCAAGGCCAAUUUGUAUGGCAACGAUCUUUGCAAGCGGGAUCAGCCACAAGUCCCAGAGUCCUUUGGUGUAUUAAUUGGCUGCGCUUUCCUGGUGGCUACGUUUUUCUUCAUACCGAUUCCAUUUACUUUCGAGGAGGCGGCAUUACUCGACGUAAAAACAGGCACAAAGCCUUCCACUUUUCCACACGAGGAGUUUGCCGAAAUGAUAGCAGCGCUAUUGUCCAUCUGCUGUAUGAUUCUUCUUGGUUUCGCUGAUGAUGUAUUAGAUUUGCGUUGGCGGCACAAGUUGAUGCUGCCCACUAUCGCCACUCUGCCAAUACUUAUGGUUUAUUAUGUGAAUUACAAUAUAACAACUGUAAUUAUGCCAAAAAUUGCUAGACCACUGUUGGGUUAUUCUUUGGAUAUUGGUAUUUUCUAUUACAUCUAUAUGGGCAUGCUAGCCGUUUUCUGCACGAAUGCAAUUAAUAUCUUGGCGGGUAUAAAUGGCUUAGAGGUUGGCCAAUCUAUUGUUAUCAGUGCAUCCGUUUUAUGUUACAACUUUAUCGAAUUGUUGCUUGGACACCAGGUGGAUUGCCAUAAGUUCUCUGUUUAUUUAAUGUUACCAUUUUUGGCAGUUUCCUUGGCGCUAUGGAAGUACAAUAAAUAUCCAUCACAAGUAUUUGUCGGCGAUACGUAUUGCUACUUUGCGGGCAUGACCUUUGCCGUCGUCGGUAUACUGGGACACUUUAGCAAAACCUUAUUGCUGCUCUUCAUACCACAAAUUCUAAACUUUUUAUACUCGGUGCCACAACUAUUUCACUUCGUGCCAUGUCCUCGGCAUCGUUUACCCAAAUACGACUGCAAGACCGACCUUCUUCACAUAAGCACAACGGAAUUUCAUCCGAAAGAUUUAAACCCGUUGGGAUUGCUAAUGGUGCGAGUGUUCAAAGCAUUGAAGCUGAUCUCUUGGCAGGAGCAGAACGAUGGUCGAGUGGUUACCAAUAAUUUUACGCUAAUCAAUUUCGUUUUGGUUGUCUUUGGUCCGGUACACGAGAAGGUCGUUACUCAGUUUUUGAUGGGUCUACAAAUCAUGUGUACGUUAAUGGCAAUGAUUAUACGCUAUCCCUUGGCCAGUUACUUCUAUGAUACCUAAGUAUAGGAUAACCGUUCCUUGAUCGAUAUAUACAUAUGUAUGUAUGUACAUAUGGAUCAUUUUGUAAUGUUGAAACCAAAAAUAUGUGUAAGUUUGAAGAUAUAGAAAUUUUAUAAAAUAGUAUAUAUUUAAGUCUGAUUGUAAAUAAAGAAUUCUGUGAAGAAAGUGCAUUAAGCAAUAAA
Messenger RNA from Anastrepha obliqua, 1584 nucleotides. RefSeq names its product UDP-N-acetylglucosamine--dolichyl-phosphate N-acetylglucosaminephosphotransferase (gene Alg7). Gene Ontology annotation, molecular function: UDP-N-acetylglucosamine-dolichyl-phosphate N-acetylglucosaminephosphotransferase activity. Bases 176 to 1402 code for a protein of 408 amino acids. Gene Ontology annotation, cellular component: membrane. Lineage: Eukaryota; Metazoa; Arthropoda; Insecta; Diptera; Tephritidae. The record is from RefSeq and is a predicted model, not a curated record. The transcript is spliced from 5 exons. Gene Ontology annotation, biological process: protein N-linked glycosylation; dolichol-linked oligosaccharide biosynthetic process.